UAAAGGCAGCAUGCACUCGCUGGAGCCAACACAUCCACAACAACAAGCUGCGGCCUUCUUCCUCCGAGUUCGAGCUCGCUCGCAUACAUCCCGCGUCGUCGGUCCUCCGUUCACCUUCUCUCCCAACAUCUUGAGCUCGAUCGCAAGCCCUUAGUUUAGUUCCAUUCCAUCCCCAGCUGACCGUCAGGGUACAUAUAUGGCGAAGCACCCGAGAGACUCCGGCGCCGGCGCCGUGCCGCUCUCCCUCGCGCUGUCCCUCGGCGGCGGCGGCGUGGCCGCCGAGCACGGCAGCAACAAGAGGCACCGGCGCGCGGCGGCGGGCGGCGGGGACGGCGGCGGCGAGUUCGUCUGCAAGACGUGCAGCCGCGCCUUCGGGUCGUUCCAGGCGCUGGGCGGGCACCGGACCAGCCACCUGCGGGGCCGCCACGGCCUCGCGCUCGGGAUGCCCGCGCCGGCGAAGGACGACGCCAAGGAGACCACCACGAAGCAGCCAGCGGCGGCGUCCGCGAGCCACCUGUGCCACGUCUGCGGGCUCAGCUUCGAGAUGGGCCAGGCGCUCGGCGGCCACAUGCGGCGCCACCGCGAGGAGGCCGCCGCCGCCACCACCGCGCAGGCGCCGCCCGUCCUCCUCCAGCUCUUCGUGUAGAGUUUUAUUUGCCCGUACACGGAGAGGCCAUUCAUCGGGGGAUUUCUAGUUUGCAGUAGAGGAAUUCUUUGCGUUUCAGUCGUCCGUCUGCACAUUGUAGAUUCACAGUACAAUUGUUGGCAUAUUUGCCAAUUGAUUGAUUGAUUGAUUGAUUCAUUCAUUCAUUUAGUUACACAUGUAAAUACAUAACAGAUUAUUAUUCCUUCAAUUCUUUUCUGAA
This is a messenger RNA of Sorghum bicolor (sorghum), 866 nucleotides long. Its product is annotated as zinc finger protein ZAT12. Bases 197 to 646 code for a protein of 149 amino acids. The transcript has a single exon. Lineage: Eukaryota; Viridiplantae; Streptophyta; Magnoliopsida; Poales; Poaceae. The record is from RefSeq and is a predicted model, not a curated record.